Messenger RNA from Fibroporia radiculosa, 1419 nucleotides. RefSeq lists its product as uncharacterized. The coding region runs from base 1 to 1419 and encodes 472 amino acids. Gene Ontology annotation, biological process: nucleotide-excision repair. The transcript has 13 exons. The record is from RefSeq and is a predicted model, not a curated record. Gene Ontology annotation, molecular function: double-stranded DNA binding; ATPase activator activity. Gene Ontology annotation, cellular component: transcription factor TFIIH holo complex; transcription factor TFIIH core complex. NCBI's taxonomy places the organism in Eukaryota, Fungi, Basidiomycota, Agaricomycetes, Polyporales, Fibroporiaceae.
AUGCCUUCGGUCGACAUCGCUAACCCCGCCUGCGAUCCCGCCACCCAUGAAGAUGACCCCCAUCUUCUUCUCACUUUCUUGCAGUCUCAGUCACAGAAUGCGCUCACCAGACUGUACCAGAGGCCUUCUUCCUGUCUCUCUGUUUUCCGCUUGUUACAGCCGCUCCAGCGACAGCUAGUCAUGAACCUGCUCUGGCUUGAGACUGCGGUCCCCGUUUCAACAAUGUUUGCAUGGGUCACGCGCGAAGGCAGAUCCGUCUACAGCGAUUCAUUAUCGACCCUGGCUCGGUUACACAUCCUUCCCAGCUCUCCGGUGAAGCUCGCACUAAAUCCUACCUUCAAGGCAAGUCUACGCCAAGCUGUAACUGGAGGAGGGUCGAGUCGAAGUUUCGGGGUACCGGUAGAUCCCGAUCGGCAAUACCCAGCUCCCAAUAUCAAUACUUUGGAUGCUUAUGCUCUUGAGCGUUGGGAGACGAUCCUGCACUACAUGGUGUCCUCCGGAACAGGACACUAUCCUACGAGGCCAUCGCAAGAGGUUCUAUUCCUGUUACAGCGUAGUGGCCUUAUGACGAAUGCACACGGCGGAGCUCUCCAGAUAACAUCAUCGGGCUUUCAGUUUCUCCUACAUUCUCCACAUGCUCAGCUCUGGGAGCUCCUAGUGCAGUAUUUAUACAUGGUAGAGGAGCGACAAAUGGAUCUAGUCGACGUGUUGAGCUUUCUGUUGAUGUUAUCCACAAUGGAGCUUGGUCGAGAAUAUUCGACUGAGAACCUGACGGCGACCCAAACUGCGAUGCUCACGGACCUGAGAAAUUACGGGCUGGUAUGGCAGCAAAGUCCAUCGUCACGACGCUUUAGUCCUUCACGUCUCGCCACGACAUUGACCUCGUCUUCAUCUCCCCUGCCCACAUCCCAGAAUUCCGGAACAGGGCCGCAUGGCGAGGGAUUUAUCGUACUUGAAACGAACUAUCGCAUUUACGCUUAUACCGACAAUCCACUUCAGAUCGCGGUUCUCAAUCUCUUCGUAACCUUGAAAUCUCGAUUUCCCAACCUUGUAAUCGGGGCAAUUACUCGCGAGAGUGUCAAGAAGGCACUUGCCAACGGGAUAACUGCGGACCAGAUUAUAAGUUAUCUCACGGCACAUGCACACCCCCAGAUGCACAAGAACAAACCUCUUUUACCAGUAACAGUUCAAGAUCAGAUCCGACUUUGGGAGUUGGAGAGAAACCGGGUUAAAUCUGAAGAAGGAUAUUUAUACACAUCGUUUGCCUCUCAAGCAGAUUACGAGUAUGUUCUCAAUUAUGCCAAGCAGUUGGAUGUUGUUCUUUGGGAGAAUCCAUCCCGGCGGUCUUUCUUCGGCAGUUUGGAUGGGCAUGCUAACAUACGGGGAUUCAUUGAGAGAAGGACCGCUGGUAAUGCUUAG